Molecule: messenger RNA, 1603 nt
Organism: Ceratotherium simum simum (southern white rhinoceros)
Lineage: Eukaryota; Metazoa; Chordata; Mammalia; Perissodactyla; Rhinocerotidae
Source: RefSeq, a predicted model, not a curated record
GAAGCAUGACUUUCUGGAAUAAUAAUAGCUAAAGUUUUUUGAGGACUUGCCAGUGUACUAGGCACACUUCUAAGGGUUUAACGCUUUGUACCUUGAGCAAGGGGCUCCUUACUCCUGGCAGAGGACUGACUCAAGGAUCCCAGAAUUCCGAGAAACAGAGAGUCUUCCACAUUCGUGAAGUUCGAGAUAAGUUGCGGGAGAUAGUAGGAGUAUCCACAGACUGGAGAGACCAUGUGAAAGCAAUGGAGGAAAGAAAAUUACUUCACAGUUUUUUGGCUAAGUCUCAGAAAGGACUGCCACCUAGGAGAAUGAAAGACAGUUACAUUGAAGUUCUCCUGCCUUUGGGCAGUCAGCCUGAAUUACGAGAGAAAUAUUUGACUGUUCAAAACACCAUAAGAUUUGGAAGGAUUCUUGAGGAUCUUGACAGCUUAGGAGUUCUUAUUUGCUACAUGCACACCAAAAUUCAUUCAGCUAAGAUGUCUCCUUUAUCAAUAGUUACAGCCCAGGUGGACAAGAUUGAUUUGUGUAAGACGAGCUUAGGCCCAGAACACGACAUCAAGUUCAGUGGCCAUGUGAGCUGGGUUGGGAAGACUUCCAUGGAAGUAAAGAUGAAAAUGUGCCAGUUACAUGGCGAUGAAUUUUGUCCUGUUUUGGAUGCAACAUUUGUAAUGGUGGCUCGUGAUUCUGAAAAUAAAGGGCCUGCAUUUGUAAAUCCACUCAUCCCUGAAAGCCCAGAGGAAGAAGAGCUCUUUAGACAAGGAGAAUUGAACAAGGGGAGAAGGGUUGCCUUCACCUCCACGUCCUUACUGAAAAUGGCUCCCAGUGCUGAGGAGAGGACGACCAUACAUGAGAUGUUUCUUAACACGCUGGAUCCAAAGACUAUAAGUUUUCGAAGUCGAGUUUUGCCCCCUAAGGCAAUGUGGAUGGAGAACUCAAAACUGAAGAGCUUGGAAGUUUGCCACCCUCAGGAGCGGAACAUUUUUAAUCGGAUCUUUGGCGGUUUCCUUAUGAGGAAGGCAUAUGAACUUGGAUGGGCGACUGCUUGUAACUUCGGUGGUUCCCGACCGUUUGUCAUAGCAGUGGAUGAUAUCAUGUUUCAGAAACCUGUUGAGGUUGGAUCACUGCUGUUUCUUUCUUCGCAGGUUUGCUUUACUCAGGACAAUUACAUGCAAGUCAGAGUACACAGUGAAGUGGCCUCUCUUCAGAAUAGAGAGCAUACGACCACCAAUGUCUUUCAUUUCACGUUCAUGUCGGAAAAAGAAGUGCCCUUGGUUUUUCCCAGAACGUAUGGAGAGUCCAUGCUGUAUUUAGAUGGGCAGCGACAUUUCAACUCCAUGAGUGUACCAGUGAAUUUGAGAAAGGACUACCUUGUGGAGCCCUAGGAGAGCCAUGCUUGUUGAAGACCAGCACUCCACAGUGACGUAGUGCCUGAUGAAGGCCUGAUCCAGUGUUUGGUUUUAGUGUUUAUUCUCAUCCUCCAUAGAGAAGAAGAAUGUAUUCAGCUUUUGGGAUGAUCAGAAAUGCAGAACGAGAGGGUGGCCGGGUGGGUGGGGCAGAAGGAGAAAAAGUUAUUAAACAAUAAAUACUUUUAAAAUAAUUUAAA